Ictidomys tridecemlineatus (thirteen-lined ground squirrel) is the source of this 4333-nucleotide messenger RNA. The record is from RefSeq and is a predicted model, not a curated record. Lineage: Eukaryota; Metazoa; Chordata; Mammalia; Rodentia; Sciuridae.
UGGGACUGUCCUCUGUGUCCUGUUGCUUCACUUUCCUGGAGGUUCCCCGCAUUUGUGUCCGUUGACCCUGAGGUACUGCUUUUCUUCAAAUGACCCUGUACUGAGUCCCCUGAGUCUCAGGUGCCACCUCCACCUAUCUCCAUCCGCAGGAAUAGGUCCCUAUGGGAUCAGUAAAAACAAAAAUAGUAAACCCUGUGGUGAAGGUAUGGCUCUGUUCUUUCUUUCUAUGCCUCAUGUCUUAAGGCCUGCUGUCUUUAUAGUGCCUCAUUCACUAGGUGCUAGCCCUUGUGGCAACUAGUAACAACUUUAAAAUAAAAGAAGUUAUUGGGUAUGAUGGUUCUUGCCAGUAGACCCAGCUGCUUGGAGACUGAGGCAGGAGGACUGCUUGAGCCUGGAACUAGAAAACCUGAGCAACAUACUGUGAAAAAUAUAUAUAUAUAUUUUAAAGUAAGUUCCUUAGUUGCACUGGCCACCCUUCAAGAAUUCAGAGGCCAGCCAAUUCAGAGGCUGUGGAACAUUUCCCACAUUGUACGUGCUAUUGGACAGGACUGUCCCCUGGGUGUUUCCUACCUGUUGGUGAGGAUUCCUGGUGUGGUACCACCAGGUUGAGACUCUUAGUCCUCCAUGUGAAGCAGUUGCUGCCUUCACAGUAGGAACUGUGGGUACCCCUGCCCUUUGCCAGAGGAGUUGGAAUGUCCUUGGAUCCUUGCUUUUCAGUGUAGGCCCCUGGGGAAGGCAACCUGUGCUUGCAACUCAAAAGUCCUCUUAGCAUGGUCCUUCCUCCCAAGGGUCCCUUGGUCUCCGUGUUGAGCCCUGUGGUGUGGCUUCAGCGUGACUAAAAAGACUGUGGUCUCCCCUGGAUUGCAUGUAACUUUCCUUAGGGCAAAGUUCUGGGUGCCUGCCCUGGUGGUAUAGGUUCCUCUGAGUCUAAAUUACCAGUCUAUUUGAUAUGGAAUUUCUUUGCGUGUGCAGAUCAACUCCCUUGUGGCUAAGGUACCUUUACAUCCUCUUAUCUUUGUAAGAUUUCUAUCUUUUCCCAACUCUCUCUUGGGUACUGCUUUCUGCCCCCAAAUCACCUGCCCUUCUUGGUAUCACACUCUUUGGGUUAGUAUUGUUCCCUUUUGGCUCAAGGAUUCUGCCCUGGGGUAAAUUUCUUGGAGAUCUACGCCCUCUCUGGUAGGAUGGGGUUUAACUCUUCUUAGUUUUAGGUAUCUCCUGUCACUCUUCCACCUUGCCCCAGCGUCCCCUCCCUCUUGCACACUUCAUGGGUGCAUACAUAGUAUCAGGCCUUCAUGUCGCUUGUCUCUUGGCUUGCCUGAGGAAUGACUUCUAGUCACCCCUGUUCCCAGUCCCUUUUUGUAGGAAGUGUGAUUUCUAGGGCUAGUGCCUUUGUCUUGUAGUCAGCCUUGUGCAGUAUGACUGUCCUGCUCUACAAAAUCCUUGGAUGGUUAUCUGGGGAAAGGAUGCUCUGUACUCUAGGAACCUUCCAGUUCCUGGGUCAGAGGACCACAAAAAGUGUCUUUCCUCAUUUUAACAAAACUCCCAGAGUAUCGCAGCUGGGCAAUUGAGGGAGCAUAAGGAGAAUUGGACCCAGCUUCUCAUUAGAUAGUACACAUUUUUUCCCUUUACCCUGCCUCUUACCCCACAUUUCCCACCCGUGUUCAUGUCUGUGGACCAGCAGAGGAAUAGGUGUUAAUUCCUUCCCAAUCUUUGCCAGCAGCGUCUGUCUCCAAGGGAGUAUGAAGAGAGUGCGUCUGUAGGGCAGGGAAGAUGGCGGACAAGCGCAAACUCCAAGGUGAGAUUGAUCGCUGCCUCAAGAAGGUGUCCGAGGGUGUGGAGCAGUUUGAAGAUAUUUGGCAGAAGCUCCACAACGCAGCCAACGCGAACCAGAAAGAAAAGUAUGAGGCUGACCUAAAGAAGGAGAUUAAGAAGCUACAACGGCUGAGGGACCAGAUCAAGACAUGGGUAGCAUCCAAUGAGAUCAAGGACAAAAGGCAGCUUAUUGACAACCGCAAGCUUAUUGAGACGCAAAUGGAACGGUUCAAAGUUGUGGAAAGAGAGACCAAAACCAAAGCCUAUAGCAAGGAGGGCCUGGGCCUGGCACAGAAGGUGGAUCCCGCCCAGAAGGAAAAGGAAGAGGUUGGCCAGUGGCUCACGAAUACCAUCGACACCCUAAACAUGCAGGUGGACCAGUUUGAGAGUGAAGUGGAAUCGCUGUCAGUGCAAACGCGCAAGAAGAAGGGCGACAAGGAUAAGCAGGACCGGAUUGAGGGCUUGAAGCGGCACAUCGAGAAGCACCGCUACCAUGUGCGCAUGCUGGAGACCAUCCUGCGCAUGCUGGACAAUGACUCCAUCCUCGUGGAUGCCAUUCGCAAGAUCAAGGAUGAUGUUGAGUACUACGUUGACUCCUCUCAGGACCCUGACUUUGAGGAGAAUGAGUUCCUCUAUGAUGACCUGGAUCUCGAGGACAUUCCACAGGCGCUGGUCGCCACCUCCCCCCCCAGCCACAGCCACAUGGAGGACGAGAUCUUCAACCAGUCCAGCAGCACGCCCACCUCGACCACCUCCAGCUCUCCCAUCCCCCCCAGUCCAGCCAACUGCACCACGGAGAACUCUGAAGAUGAUAAGAAGAGAGGACGCUCGACAGAUAGUGAAGUCAGCCAGUCUCCAGCCAAAAAUGGUUCCAAGCCUGUCCACAGCAACCAGCAUCCCCAGUCCCCAGCUAUGCCACCCACCUACCCCUCUGGUCCCCCGCCUGCCACCUCUGCCUUGAGCACCACCCCUGGCAACAAUGGGGCACCUGCCCCAGCAGCACCCCCAAGUGCCCUGGGCCCUAAGGCCAGUCCAGCUCCCAGCCACAACUCGGGCACCCCUGCCCCCUAUGCUCAGGCUGUGGCCCCACCAGCCCCCAGUGGGCCCAGUGCUGCCCAGCCCCGACCCCCCAGUGCCCAGCCUGGCGGGGGUGGUGGUGGCGGUGGUGGAGGGAGCGGCGGUAAUAGUAACAGCAGCACAGGUGGAGGGGCUGGCAAGCAGAACGGUGCCACCAGCUACAGCUCAGUCGUGGCAGACAGCCCUGCAGAGGUGGCCCUGAGCAGCAGUGGAGGCAACAGUGCUAGCAGCCAGGCCCUGGGUCCGGCCUCAGGUCCCCACAAUCCACCUCCCAGCACCUCGAAAGAAUCCAGUGCGGCAGCCCCAACAGGGGCUGGCGGUGUGGCCCCAGGCUCAGGGAACAACUCAGGGGGACCCAGCCUUCUAGUGCCACUGCCUGUGAACCCCCCCAGCUCCCCAACGCCCAGCUUCAGUGAGGCCAAGGCAGCUGGUGCUCUGCUUAAUGGACCUCCGCAGUUCAGCACCACCCCAGAAGUCAAGGCUCCUGAACCUCUGAGCUCCCUGAAGUCCAUGGCAGAGCGGGCAGCCAUCAGCUCUGGUAUUGAGGACCCUGUGCCAACGUUACACCUAACGGAGCGAGACAUCAUCCUGAGCAGCACAUCAGCACCUCCGGCCUCAGCCCAGCCACCCCUACAACUGUCAGAGGUGAACAUACCACUGUCGCUGGGUGUGUGUCCACUGGGGCCAGUGCCCCUCACCAAGGAGCAGCUCUACCAGCAGGCCAUGGAGGAGGCUGCCUGGCACCAUAUGCCCCACCCCUCUGACUCCGAGCGCAUCCGGCAGUACCUACCCCGGAACCCUUGCCCGACGCCCCCCUACCACCACCAGAUGCCGCCCCCACACUCGGACACCGUGGAGUUCUAUCAGCGCCUGUCGACUGAGACGCUCUUCUUCAUCUUCUACUAUCUGGAGGGCACUAAAGCACAGUACCUGGCAGCCAAGGCCCUAAAGAAGCAAUCAUGGCGAUUCCACACCAAGUACAUGAUGUGGUUCCAGAGGCACGAGGAGCCCAAGACCAUCACCGAUGAGUUUGAGCAGGGCACCUACAUCUACUUUGACUACGAGAAGUGGGGCCAGCGGAAGAAGGAAGGCUUCACCUUUGAGUACCGCUACCUGGAGGACCGGGACCUCCAGUGACACCGGCCCCCUCUACCUGACCCUUCCCCCGCAUGCUGAUCCCCCUGCCCAGGUGAGGGCCCUGCCCUGGAAGACUGGGGAGGCCCCAGGCCAUGGGGCACCCCCUCCCCCAGGAAGCAGGGAGAGGGCCGGGAGGUUUUCUCUUCCUCUCAGCCCCACCCUGGGGGCCCCGGGGGGGGCGGGGCGAGGGCUGCCCCCUCCUCCCCUCCCCAGUGAGGGACAUUUUUUGGUAAACCUAUUUUCAUUUUGGAAAAUAUUUAUGAAUAAAUAGUUUUAUAUGACGGCUGGCAGCACAGCCUCUCCUGUA